AUGAUAACAUUGAAGAAACGGCCUUUAUUGAGCAUACCCAAGCCGGCAAAAACAGGGAGCGAUUCGGAAAGUGAAGAUGAUGAGCAUAAGCGGUCUGCUUUGCCGGCAGCGCCUAAGGACUUUAAAAUACCCUGGAGAAAAGAGCCAAAACCUAAUUCAACCGAUUUUUUCGUCUUGGACACCUCUGGUGGUGCUGAAGAAACUGCAACAGAGCUUUCCUCCAGUACAUUAGAAAUGCAAGAGCCCAAUGUGUCCUAUGAAGAGAAUUCUCCAGUUGUAGUUGAUGAGAGAGUUCAAAAGUUGCUAGACAAGGCGGUUUGUGGACCAUCUUUUGAAAAGAACUAUGCUGAAACUGCAAAUCUUAUUGGUAGGAGAGCAGCGAAGCGAUUGCGAAAGGUAAUUUUCUGA
This is a messenger RNA of Strongylus vulgaris, 408 nucleotides long. Lineage: Eukaryota; Metazoa; Nematoda; Chromadorea; Rhabditida; Strongylidae. The record is from the annotation of a GenBank genome assembly.